Mercurialis annua (annual mercury) is the source of this 4279-nucleotide messenger RNA. RefSeq names its product ABC transporter B family member 1. NCBI's taxonomy places the organism in Eukaryota, Viridiplantae, Streptophyta, Magnoliopsida, Malpighiales, Euphorbiaceae. The transcript has 10 exons. The record is from RefSeq and is a predicted model, not a curated record. Gene Ontology annotation, molecular function: ABC-type transporter activity; ATP hydrolysis activity; ATP binding. Gene Ontology annotation, biological process: transmembrane transport. Gene Ontology annotation, cellular component: membrane. Bases 65 to 4087 code for a protein of 1340 amino acids.
AGAAUAAAAAAGCUUAAAAAUAAGGGGUAAAGAGAGAGAAUUUAAGUUAUCUUUUGAGAAGCAAAUGUCACUAGACUCUGAGCAAUGGAAAUGGUCCGAAAUGCAAGGCCUUGAACUCGUGUCUUCUAAUAACUCUUCUUCUUCCUUUGACCCUUCAAAAACCAACUCAGCUAACUCUUCACAGACCCACCAAGAAACUUCAGUAGCAGCAGUAGUAACCAAAAACAUGGACGCCAAUGGCCCUGCUAGUAGUACUAAUUCUAACGCAGAAAAGCAAGCAGAGGUGGCCACAGUUGGCUUUGGUGAGCUCUUUAGAUUUGCUGAUGGCUUAGAUUAUGUUUUAAUGGCAAUUGGGUCUGUUGGUGCAUUAGUUCAUGGCUCUUCUUUGCCUCUUUUUCUUCGCUUUUUUGCUGAUCUUGUUAACUCUUUUGGCUCUCAUGCUAAUGACACUGAUAAGAUGAUGCAGCAAGUUUUGAAGUAUGCAUUUUACUUCCUCAUCGUUGGUGCUGCAAUCUGGGCAUCUUCUUGGGCUGAGAUUUCAUGUUGGAUGUGGACUGGAGAGAGACAAUCAACUAAAAUGAGGAUCAAGUACUUAGAAGCAGCUUUGAACCAAGAUAUUCAGUUCUUUGACACUGAUGUUCGAACAUCUGAUGUUGUUUUUGCCAUUAACAGUGAUGCUGUAAUUGUUCAAGAUGCCAUCAGUGAGAAGUUGGGGAAUUUUAUUCAUUAUAUGGCGACUUUUGUGUCUGGAUUUGUAGUGGGAUUUACUGCUGUAUGGCAAUUAGCUCUGGUCACUCUAGCAGUAGUGCCUCUCAUUGCUGUGAUUGCAGCAAUUCAUACUACCACAUUAGGCAAACUGUCAAGCAAGAGCCAGGAAGCAUUGUCUGAAGCAGGAAACAUUGUAGAGCAGACGAUUGUUCAAAUUCGCGUUGUGUUUGCUUUCGUCGGGGAAUCGAGAUCAAUACAAGGAUAUUCGUCAGCAUUGAAAGUUGCUCAAAGGCUUGGUUACAAGAGUGGAUUUGCUAAGGGAAUGGGAUUAGGAGCUACUUAUUUUGUUGUUUUCUGCUGCUAUGCUUUGCUUCUUUGGUAUGGAGGUUAUCUUGUUCGACAUCAUUACACUAAUGGUGGAUUAGCCAUAGCUACCAUGUUCGCCGUCAUGAUUGGAGGAUUGGCUUUAGGCCAAUCUGCUCCUAGCAUGGGUGCAUUUGCCAAAGCUAAAGCUGCAGCUGCGAAAAUAUACCGUAUAAUUGAUCAUAAACCAUCAGUGAAUCGCAACAGCGAAUCCGGGUUAGAGUUGGAUUCAGUUACUGGACUAGUAGAAUUAAAAAAUGUUGAUUUCUCCUAUCCAUCAAGACCGGAUGUUAGAAUUCUCAACAAUUUUACCCUCAAUGUUCCUGCCGGAAAGACUAUAGCUUUGGUUGGAAGCAGCGGCUCUGGUAAAAGUACUGUGGUCGCCCUCAUUGAGAGAUUCUAUGAUCCCAACUCAGGGCAAGUGUUGCUGGAUGGGCAUGAUAUAAAGACAUUGAAGUUAAAAUGGCUGAGACAACAAAUAGGGCUUGUUAGCCAAGAACCUGCUCUAUUUGCUACUACCAUUAAAGAGAAUAUAUUGUUGGGUAGACCUGAUGCAGAUCAAAUCGAGAUCGAAGAAGCUGCCAGAGUUGCUAAUGCUCAUUCAUUUAUUGUCAAGCUACCAGAAGGAUUUGAUACCCUGGCAGGUGAGAGAGGACUGCAGUUGUCAGGAGGACAGAAGCAAAGAAUUGCUAUUGCACGGGCUAUGCUGAAAAACCCAGCAAUUUUGCUUUUAGACGAGGCAACAAGUGCAUUGGACUCCGAGUCGGAGAAACUGGUGCAGGAGGCCCUUGACAGAUUCAUGAUUGGAAGGACAACACUUGUCAUUGCCCAUCGGCUCUCUACCAUAAGGAAAGCUGACCUUGUAGCCGUACUCCAGCAAGGUAGUGUCACUGAAAUAGGAACUCAUGAUGAGCUCAUUGCCAAAGGGGAGAACGGUGUUUAUGCCAAGCUCAUUAGGAUGCAAGAGACGGCUCAUGAAACAGCUAUGAGUAAUGCUAGAAAGAGUAGUGCAAGACCCUCAAGUGCUAGGAACUCGGUAAGCUCGCCAAUAAUUGCACGAAAUUCCUCUUAUGGUCGAUCACCAUACUCGCGCAGGCUAUCCGACUUUUCUACCUCAGAUUUUAGCCUCUCCCUUGAUGGCGCACACCCCAGUUACCGACUUGAAAAGCUUCCUUUUAAAGAGCAAGCUAGUUCGUUUUGGCGUCUCGCAAAGAUGAAUUCUCCUGAAUGGGUUUAUGCAUUGGUUGGUUCUAUAGGCUCAGUUAUUUGUGGCUCCCUUAGCGCCUUCUUUGCCUAUGUCCUGAGUGCUGUCGUCAGUGUCUACUACAAUCCAGACCAUGCAUAUAUGAGCAGAGAAAUUGCAAAAUACUGCUAUUUGUUAAUUGGGCUUUCAUCAGCUGCACUCAUCUUCAACACACUACAGCACUUCUUUUGGGACAUUGUUGGAGAAAAUCUUACAAAACGAGUGAGGGAGAAAAUGCUUGCAGCAGUGCUAAAAAAUGAAAUGGCGUGGUUUGACCAAGAGGAAAAUGAGAGUGCUAGAAUUGCUGCAAGAUUAGCUCUUGAUGCAAAUAACGUGAGAUCGGCCAUUGGAGACAGGAUUUCCGUGAUUGUUCAGAAUACAUCAUUAUUGCUCGUUGCUUGCACUGCAGGGUUUGUUUUGCAAUGGCGCCUCGCCCUUGUCCUUGUCGCUGUCUUCCCCUUGGUUGUUGCUGCCACUGUUUUACAGAAAAUGUUCAUGACUGGAUUCUCUGGAGACUUAGAAGCUGCACAUGCUAAAGCCACACAACUAGCAGGCGAGGCCAUAGCGAAUGUACGGACAGUUGCUGCAUUCAAUUCAGAAUCACAAAUAGUUAGUCUAUUCACCGCCAACCUCCAGGCUCCAUUACGUCGUUGCUUUUGGAAAGGUCAAAUUGCAGGAAGUGGGUUUGGAAUCGCUCAGUUUUCACUCUAUGCUUCCUAUGCUCUUGGUCUUUGGUAUGCAUCCUGGCUCGUAAAGCACGGGAUCUCUGAUUUCUCGAAGACAAUCCGUGUUUUCAUGGUUCUCAUGGUUUCUGCCAAUGGAGCAGCUGAAACCUUAACAUUAGCUCCUGAUUUUAUCAAGGGUGGCCGAGCCAUGCGUUCAGUCUUCGACUUGCUUGACCGCAAAACUGAAAUCGAACCUGAUGAUUCGGAUGCAACUUCAGUUCCUGACCGUCUUCGGGGAGAAGUUGAACUGAAGCAUGUAGACUUUUCUUAUCCCACUCGCCCUGAUGUCCCCAUUUUCCGUGAUCUAAAUCUCCGUGCACGAGCUGGAAAAACUCUUGCUCUUGUCGGUCCAAGUGGAUGUGGUAAGAGUUCAGUCAUCGCACUCGUUCAACGAUUCUACGAGCCAUCAUCUGGACGAGUAAUGAUUGAUGGGAAGGAUAUCAGAAAAUAUAACCUCAAGUCCCUCAGAAAGCACAUUGCUAUGGUUCCUCAGGAGCCUUGUCUCUUUGCUACUACCAUAUCUGAAAACAUUGCGUACGGGCACGAGUCAGCAACUGCUGCUGAAAUCAUUGAAGCUGCGACUUUAGCCAAUGCACAUAAAUUUAUUUCAGGAUUGCCUGAUGGGUAUAACACAUUUGUAGGCGAGAGGGGAGUUCAAUUAUCCGGUGGACAGAAACAACGAAUUGCCAUAGCUCGGGCUCUAGUUAGAAAGGCAGAACUAAUGCUACUUGACGAGGCAACAAGUGCACUAGAUGCUGAGUCAGAAAGAUGCGUACAAGAGGCUCUAGACCGCGGUUGCUCAGGAAAGACAACAAUUGUGGUUGCUCACAGACUAUCAACUAUAAGAAAUGCUCAUGUCAUAGCUGUGAUCGACGACGGAAAAGUCGCAGAGCAAGGAUCACAUUCACAUCUAUUGAAAAAUUAUCCCGACGGCUGUUAUGCCAGGAUGAUACAAUUACAAAGAUUCACACAUAGCCAAGUCAUUGGAAUGACUUCAGGUUCGAGUUCAUCAGCUCGACCGAAGGAAGAGGAAGAGAGGGAAGCCUAAUAUAAUCAACAAAAUUCACCAGUAAGAGGAAUAUAUUUCACAUGAUUUUUGAGUUUUUGUUUCAAGUAUUUAAUGCCAUAGUAAGUAUAGUAUAGUGUAUGUGUAUUAUCUAAUUAAUUUUUUCUAUUUUACCAUAUGUUUCUAAUUCUACGAAUCUUUCUAAGGAAAUGAUAGUAACAAGAUUACUUCCAA